CAUAAAGCGCGUUAACGCACACAGAUGAACUUAAUUUAUAUUCGUUAGUAGAAUUUUACAUGUAUACGCUGGAUAUCAACUGUUCGUAUCAGUGGUAUCCAGUGGUAUCAGUCAAUUGCGAAUAUGCGAAUAGAAAGGUCCUCUCGUUUGUAAAUAUUUGCGAUUGAUAUUCGAAUUACGUGCCACACAGCGAUUACAGCAGUUGCUGUCAUCUGAUAUUUGAACUCUGGAACGAUGUCUUCGAGGUUCAGCGGGGUUAAAUUAGGACCACCGAUAGAGGUUUUUGCUCUACAAAAAGCUUUCGUGGAAGAUAGUUACGAGAAAAAAGUUAAUCUAUCCAUAGGAGCUUAUCGUACCAGUGAGGGGAAGCCCUGGGUGUUACCUGUUGUUCGAAAAGUGGAAAAAUCAUUAGCAGCAGAUGAAUUACAAAAUCAUGAAUAUCUUCCAGUUUUGGGAUUGGAUGCAUUUAGUCAAGCAGCAACACGUAUGUUGCUGGGAUCAGACUCUCCUAUUAUUGCACAAGGUCGUGCUAUUGGUAUUCAGACGAUAUCUGGUACCGGGGCAUUGCGUGUUGCAGCUGAAUUCUUAAGUCAUAUUUUACACUAUAAUACAUUCUAUUACAGCAGACCUACUUGGGAGAACCAUAAACUUGUAUUCCUUAAUGGUGGUUUCAAAAGAGCUUGCGAAUAUACUUAUUGGAAUCCAACUACUCGUAGUGCUGACAUAGAUGCUAUGCUUAAAGAUCUUGGAGAUGCUCCAGAGAAUUCUGUAAUUAUUUUUCAUGCGUGUGCUCACAAUCCAACUGGAUGUGAUCCAUCCCCUGAACAAUGGGCUAAAAUAGCAGAUUUAGUAGAAGAGAAACGUCUAUUUCCACUUUUUGACAGUGCAUACCAGGGUUUUGCUAGUGGAAACUUAGACAAAGAUGCUUAUGCUGUAAGAAUGUUUGCUGAACGUGGAAUAGAAUUUAUAUGCGCACAAAGUUUUGCUAAAAAUUUUGGAUUGUACAACGAAAGAGUUGGAAACUUGGUAGUUGUUAUGUCUGAUAUAAAGGCAAUGGCUCAAGCUAAGUCUCAAUUGACGUUGAUUGUUCGAGGAAUGUAUAGCAAUCCACCUAAUCAUGGAGCAAGAAUAGUUGCAACUGUGCUACGAAAUCCGGAUCUCUAUCAAGAAUGGAAAGGUCAUAUAGAGACAAUGUCUGGGAGAAUAAAAGAAAUGCGAACAAGUUUGUACGAGAGACUGCUUCGAUUAGGAACUCCAGGUACUUGGGAACACAUUACUCAACAAAUAGGAAUGUUCUGUUACACAGGUCUCACUGAGAGACAAGUUGAACAUUUGGUAAAUCACUAUCAUGUUUACAUGUUACGUAGCGGUCGAAUAAAUAUGUGUGGACUUACCGAACUGAACCUAGAUUAUGUAGCCAACGCGAUCUAUGAAACGGUUGUAAUGUUUCCACAAAAUGAUAAAAGUUGCGUAUGUUGAAAUGGGUUCCUAAGAUACGACGGAAUAUCGUACUAAGUUUACUUGUUGUUGAAGCUUUAGUACCAAAGGCAUCGUUGAAGUAUAGCAAUAUUUUAUAUGGAUUCAAGUUACAUUAGAGCUAUAAAACUCCUUUGUAGAUGCUAUUUUCAUAUGUUGUUAUAAUCUUCUUUUAAUUUACGAGAAUACAUAACUCAGUUAGCUGCUUUUAGCUAAAUAUUUGCAUACAUUUUACGUUGUCGAUAAACUGAAAAAAACAACACAAAUUUUUAUCUCUUACAGAAAUUAAAUCGUUUUGUCACAAAUCGCCUUAUCUAUAAAAGUACAAACCGUCAGAAAGUACUAUGAAUUGCCAAAUUUUAAUGUAUGCAAAUAGAACCGCUUAUUAUUGAAAUUAAUUUUCAAUUGAGCUUAGAAGUUUAGAAAAGAGCAAGAAGUAUUUAUUGCAAACGUUCAUUUUGAUACUAUGUUUUUAUUAAAUCUUGAAAUACUACGAAAGUUAAAAAUAUUAGUAUUAAUGCCUAAUCGCGUAAUUGAUAUUGACUAAAUGUAUUUUCAAGAUCUAUAAUGAAGGAAUGAUUGCAAUUCAAUUGUAACUAGAAAUCAUGAUACAUUUUACUAAAAAAAUCUAAAUGUUUUAUUUCAAGUGGCAUUUAUUACACAUGAUCUUGUAAAUUAAUUCAUGUAAUUUCCAUUAUUUUAACGAGAAGCGAGAGAAAACAAUUUUAUAUAACUAUAUAAUAUACUUUAAAAACAUAGUUUCACCAUAACUGUUAGAAGGAAUGUUAUUUCAAGAAUACACAAUUUUUAUUUAACAUAAAUCUUGUAGAUGUUUGAUGUAUAUUAUAGAAAAAUUUUCUUCAUUUAGUAGAUGCUUCCAAAGUAGUUUAUGAAUUGCAUUGAUAUAAAGAAUCUAAAGUUUUCAAUCAAAGUCAAUAUGACAAACAAUUAAUGAAUAAUGUAUAUCUUCCAAGUACUCUAUAGAGAAAGUACAAUCAGGGUUUUUAUUUUUACUGUUCCAAAUCUCAGUUCACACAUGUAUUGCUAGUAUUUUAAAUGUUUAUACAUUACACAAAAAAGAAAAAGUAUACAUUUGUAACAUUUACAGAAUAGCUAUAUACACAGGCAUACAUAUAUGUAUAUAUACACACAUAUUUUUAGUAAAAUUGUUGUAACAUUUAAGCUUAGAACACUCCCUGUUCAAAAGUCUGGACCAAAUUCACAACCUUCAAAUUUUUGUAAAAAUUACAAUUAUAAGUACUGCCAAAGUUGAUAACUUGAGUAAGCAGUAGCAAGGAUUACUUUUCUAUGUAUUUAUAUAAAAUAAAUGUGCAGAAUUAUAUUUUAUAAAAUGAUGUAUAAUUUUGUAAAAACUACAAUAUAACCAAAAGAAUAUUACCCUAGUUUU
Messenger RNA from Hylaeus volcanicus, 2884 nucleotides. It is a transcript of the gene Got1, whose product is annotated as aspartate aminotransferase, cytoplasmic. Gene Ontology annotation, molecular function: L-aspartate:2-oxoglutarate transaminase activity; pyridoxal phosphate binding. NCBI's taxonomy places the organism in Eukaryota, Metazoa, Arthropoda, Insecta, Hymenoptera, Colletidae. Gene Ontology annotation, cellular component: cytosol. Bases 235 to 1479 code for a protein of 414 amino acids. The record is from RefSeq and is a predicted model, not a curated record. Gene Ontology annotation, biological process: L-aspartate biosynthetic process. The transcript is spliced from 7 exons.